Messenger RNA from Rotaria sp. Silwood1, 1302 nucleotides. Lineage: Eukaryota; Metazoa; Rotifera; Eurotatoria; Philodinida; Philodinidae. The record is from the annotation of a GenBank genome assembly.
AUGGCAAACUUCAAAUCACCACAUCCGUCAUUAAGUGUUUGGUCAAUCGAAAAAUCAAAUGUCUCUCAACAUCAAAAUAGAGAUGGCAAAGGUCAUCACAAGAAUUCUGCAUUGAACAAUAAUCAAUGGUUUGAUCAUGUAAGAAAUGAGGAAUCAACUCAAUCUAAAACGCGAAGAUACCGUUUACCAAUAUAUUUCUGGCGAAUUUUUUCAUCAAAACCCACUUGUCUUAAAGGUUUACUCUUAGGUGUUCUUAUUGGUGGCUUAAUCUUAUCUGUGAUUAUUUCACUUUGGUUAACUUCAACUGAUAGUAUAACGAUAUGGUUGAUGACUGGCAGUAUGAAUACAGCAAGAGAAUCGCAUACAGCAUCAGCAUUGUUAAAUGGAAAAGUGUUAGUUACUGGUGGAAAGAAUCCUGGCUCUCUAAGUAGUGCUGAGUUAUAUGAUCCAGCAACAGGAAACUGGACAGCUACUGGUAAUAUGAAUAUGGCAAGAACGCACCACACAGCAUCCGUAUUAACCAAUGGAAAUGUAUUAGCGUGUGGUGGGUACAAUGUUAGCGUUCUAAGUAGUGCUGAGUUGUAUGAUUUUGCAACGGAAACUUGGACGACUACAGGAAGUAUGAAUAUGUCAAGAGGAUAUUUCGCAGCAUCCGUAUUGACAAAUGGAAAAGUGUUAGUUACCGGUGGAACUAAUGGGAUCGCUCUCAAAAGUGCCGAAUUGUAUGAUCCUGCAACAAGAAUCUGGACAACUACUGAAAAUAUGUAUUUUGCACGAAAUAAACAUGCAGCAUCCGUGUUAUCAAAUGGAAAAGUGUUAAUUACUGGUGGAUUUAAUUCUAUCUAUCUAAAAAAUGCUGAAUUGUAUGAUCCUGCAACAGGAACUUGGACAACAACGGGUAAUAUGAGCACUGGACGAGAAGAACAUACAGCGUCCGUAUUAAACAAUGGAAAAGUAUUAGUUAGUGGCGGAUAUAAUGCUGGUGUUCUGAGAAGCGCUGAGCUAUAUGAUCCUGUAACAGAAACUUGGACAGUUACUGGUAAUAUGAGUACUGCACGACAGCAGCAUAGAGCAACUCUGUUACCGAAUGGGAAAGUAUUAGUGAGCGGUGGAAAUACAGGUAGUGUCUAUCUGAAUAGUGCUGAGUUAUAUGAUCCCACAACAGGACGUUGGACAACUACUGUUAGUAUGAAUUUCGCACGAGCUAGGCAUAUAUCUUUAUUAGUGAAUGGAACUGUGUUGGUUAGUGGUGGAUCAAAUGGUAGUUCUCUAAGUAGUGCAGAGAUGUAUUGUUGUUCAUGA